Messenger RNA from Cylindrotheca closterium, 1404 nucleotides. NCBI's taxonomy places the organism in Eukaryota, Bacillariophyta, Bacillariophyceae, Bacillariales, Bacillariaceae. The record is from the annotation of a GenBank genome assembly.
AUGCUUUCAAAUGAUGGGGUCAGCAAGCGCCAUUCAUUGCCGAAACUCUUGGGCGUGGCAAUCCUUGUCGCUGUGAUUUUUGUGGGAAUGCAGUUCCAGAAGCAACUGCGACAGCCACUCCUCUUUUCUUCAUUUGAUUAUGAUCCAAGCUACCACCUUUCAAUAUAUGCUAUGGAGGCUACUGCAUUGCUCUUUGGAAGCAACUCCAACAACACUGGUAGUUCCAAACCGACCAACAAUACCAUUCUCGUUUCCAAUCCAAUGUUCACUCGAGCUGCUGAACAGAACCAAAAGAAAAAGAAGAGACUACGCAAUAUCUUCUUUAUCCAUGUGGGGAAAACAGGAGGAACGACCUUACGAGAAACCGUUCUUCGCUACGGAUGCCGAUUGUACGGAAGUGACAAGGCCAAAGCAAAUUGCCACAAAUUCUUGGAGAAACAUGGCGGUGAAUCAGCCUUGGGCAAGCGCACCCAAGGGAUCUUUCAUUACCAACAAAAGCGUCCCAGUUCCAAGAAACAAAUCAAUAAAAUGGACUGGAUGUUUGUCAUUCGAGAACCAAUUGCCCGUUUCAUGAGUAGUUACGAGUACAUCAAUCCACACAAUUGCAUACAGGGGAAAAAGGAACGGAACAUGGAUCAAAAGUGCAAUCGACAAUUUCAAGCCCAAAACUUUCCUGCUUCCUUUCCAUCGAAAUUCUUUUACGAUUGCUUUCCGAAGGUUCAAGACUUUUUGCAUUUUCAACCACUAACGAAAAAGAACAAAGGAAAGCGCAAAAAGAAGAAGCACAAGGCAACAGGAAAUCAUGACGGCGGCCUGAUGCUAGAGGCACAACGGCAAAAGUGCAAUCCGUUGUGGAAGGGAGCCUUUGUACCUGGCUUGUUCAACGAUUACGGUCACAUGACGGCCAAUUACCAAUACUACACCAAGGGAUUGAAACUAGCAUCGAAGCAGCAACAAGAAGAACAAUCGCUGAAUGAUACCCGCAACGUCUAUGUCAUUCGAACCGAACACUUGUGGGAAGAUGUCAGCAGGAUCGAUGCAUUAGUCGGAGGAGCUGGCAACUUUUCGCAUGUCCAAGGCAAGAUCAUCAACCGACAAACUACCACCACAAAGUCUACUAGAACAAUGAAUGCUACUGUUAGAAAUACUACUACUCUUGGUGACAGCAACAGCGAGCCGCCACAGCAACAGCAACAACAACAAAUCAUGUUGGUUCCUCUGACAUUCUGCUGUGCCCUCUUGCCAGACAUGUUGGCCUUUCGAAACAUUGUCAAUCGGGCGGAUAAUCUGAGCGAAGAGCAAAAGCAUGAAACCAAUGCCAUGUCGUACAGACGUUGCAACGUUACCAGUUGGGGAGGACUACAAUCCAAAUGUGGCAAACCAACGAAAAAAGGAAUGAAAUGA